AUGGAAAAGUUUAUAGAGACAGUGCGGUUACAUCCUUGUUUAUGGAAUCCAGACCAUCCUGAUUAUCCUGAAUUGCAUGCUAGGGGACAAGCCUGGCAGAAUGUAGUCAAAGUAAUCAACGACGAUUCUAUUCCCAAUAUUAAAGCUGCAAGAACUGAAUGGAGGAAACUUCGUGACAAUCAUCGGGAGGCUUUAAAAAGAGCAAAAUUGGGUCAAAAUAAAUUAUUACCAGCUCAAGUUACCACCUGGAAAUAUGCUAAAAUCAUGCAAUUUCUAGAGCCUCAUAUGAAAUAUAGAAUUACAGAAAACAUAGACAUGGAGCCGCCAGUUUGCUCAAGACCUAUUAAUUCAGAUCACGAUGUUUCAACGACUAAUCCUCUCGACCAAACGAAAACUGAAAUUCCCAAUAAGCGCCGCUGUACAGAAGAUUCUGGUAACAUCUUGGAAGACAAUUCAAAUAAAUUAAUAAACAUUAAAGAACCAGACGCUCUGGAAUCUUUCUUUAACUGUAUAUUAAAAAGCACAAGGGACAUGCCCAACUGGAUGCAGACCCAAGUAAAGAAAAAAAUAUUUGCUGUCAUAAUAGAUGCUGAAGAACGUCUUUCGUCUCAGGGACGAAAUACUUCAAUGGAACACUACGCUCAUCCGACCUUUAUUAUAGAAAGUAAGAUAAAGGCAGAAGUACCUGAAGAUAGUUAA
Molecule: messenger RNA, 699 nt
Organism: Arctia plantaginis
Lineage: Eukaryota; Metazoa; Arthropoda; Insecta; Lepidoptera; Erebidae
Source: the annotation of a GenBank genome assembly